AUGGCACCAGAAAAGCGGACGUCAUCUGGUCGUCGCGACACGCUCCUCGACGAGGACGAUGACGUCGACGCCAUCUCUCCCAAGCGCAUGCGCACCAACGCUCGCGACUCCACAGCAAACGACACAACUCCAAGACGGUCAUACGUCCGAGGCUCAGCGAGACCCGUCCCACUCGCCAAUGCCUCGGACUCGGAUGGCGUUGUCACUCCCGACGAAGACGAGGCAGAUGCGCAGCAAGAGCAAGACGAGCACGAUGAAGACGAAGAUGAAGAUGACGACGAGCAGGACGAGAUCGACUCGGACGAGGAUCGAGCCGAAGAGGAGCGUCGCCAGGCCGAAGCCGACCGCGGGUACGCCCAGUCCGGCAUCGUCGAAAAGAUCGAGCUUCGCAACUUCAUGUGCCACGCCAACUUCUCCAUCGAACUCAGCCCCACGCUCAACUUCAUCAUGGGCCGCAACGGAAGCGGCAAGAGCACAAUCCUCACCGCGCUCAUGAUCGCACUCGGUGGCAAGACCAGCUCCACAAACCGCGGCUCCAGCCUCAAGGACCUCGUCAAGAAGGGUGAGUCCUCUGCCACCAUCACCGUAACCGUCCGCAACCAGGGCAGCGACGCUUUCCGUCCAGAAGCAUACGGCGACCACAUCGUCAUCGAACGCCGCAUCCUCGCAGACGGACCCGCAACCUGGAAGAUGAAGGCCGCCAACGGCAGGGUCGUUGCCACCACAAAGUCAGAGCUCGAAUCCUUCUGCGACUUUGCCAACAUCCAGCCCGACAACCCCAUCCACAUCCUCACCCAGGACACCGCACGUCAGUUCCUCGGCAGCUCCGAUCCUUCCGAGGUCUACAAGUUCUUCCUCGAAGGCACCCAGCUCAGCCAGCUCGUGCGCGAGUACACCCUCAUCGAGAAUCACAUCAGCGGCAUGAGGUCCGCCUUGGCGCUCAAGUCGGGCGCCCUCGAGCAGCUCGAAGCGCUUGCACAGCAGGCCCUGCAGCAGUGGCAAAAGGUGCGCGAGACAAGAGGCUACCAGGACAAGAUCGACGCCUUGGACCGCGAAUUCGUCUGGGUCCAGGUCCACGAUGCCCACGCACAGCUCGAACACGCCGUCUUGAAGACCGAGCGCAUCCGCACCAAGCUCGUCGCCUGCGACAAGAGCCUCAACGAGUGUCUCGAUGCGCUCAAGCAGUGCGAGGAGCGCAUCGUCCGUCUCGAGGGCGAGAGCAACAACUUUGACGACGACUUCACCCCGCUCCAGCAGGAGUACGAAGGGCUCGUGCGCAAACAGAAGGACAUCUCCAACCAGAUCAAGGCCUUCAACGUGCAAGAACGCGAACUCAACGACAACAUCAGCGAGCUGAACAAAGGCAUCGAGAGAUACGAAGACCAGAUCCGCGAAGAAACCGCCAAGCUCGCCGACGAAGGCAAAGCGCGUCGCGAGCAACUCGAGCAAGAACGCCAAGCGCUUCAGACCCAACGACAGACCUUGCAGGACGAAGUGGUAGAGAAGGACGAGCAGCUGCGCGAGCUGGACGCCAAGCGCGAGGACGCCGCUCGACGCGAGCAAGAAGAGACCGACCGUCUGCAGCGGCUCAAGAACGAGUAUCAGCGCAACAGCUCCGGAUUGACGCAGCUUCGCGAUAGUGCACGCAACCGCCUCGUCGCCUACGGUGGCUCCAAAGUCCCCGUUCUGCUCCAGGCCAUCAACAACGAGCCAGGAUGGAGAUCCAAACCCAUCGGACCUCUCGGCACGCACGUCAAGCUCAAGGACAUGCGCUGGCAGAGGGUACUCGAGAGUGUCAUUGGCAACACGCUCAAUUCCUUCUUCGUCUCGAACCACCAGGAUCGCCAGCGCCUCAAGAAGAUCAUGGAUCGAGUCGGAUGCCACUCGCCCAUCAUCAUUGGAGCCGACACGCUCUUUGACUACUCGUCGGGAGAGCCGCAUGCCGACAUUCUCACGAUCCUGCGCGUGAUCGAGUGCGACAACGAGAUCGUAAAGCGCCAGCUCAUCCUCUCAGUGCACGUGGAGCGCGCUGCGCUCGUCGACAAACGUGCCGACGGCGACAGGCUGAUGCGCACGCAGCCGUACAACGUCCAGGCGUGCUUCUCGGCAGACAUGUUCAGCAUCAGCGGUGGUCAAGCCGGCUCGCUCUCUGCUGCGCUCCCGGAGCACCGAGGAGCGCCGCGGCUGUCUCAGAACGUCGCCGACGCCAUCCGCAAUCUCGAGGCCGAACAACAACGGCUGGACCAGGAGAUCGCCCAAUGCCAGCAGGCGUUGCGCGAUCUCCGCCAGGAGAAGACGGCGGCCGAACGGCAGAAGGACGUUUGCAGGCGAGAGCUCGGCGAGAUGCGCAGGCGCAAAGACAUGCUGCGUCAGGAAAACGUGCGGCUGGACGAGCAGAUGCAGGAAGCUGCGCCGGGCAACAUCUCGGCGCUCGAAGACGCCAAGCGCGAGAUGGAGACGCAGAAGGAGGUGAUCAUGCAGCAGUUCGAGGAGAUCCAGACACAGAAGGCCGAGGUGGUCGCGCAGAGGGCGCCGGUGCAAGCCGAGAUCCAGGCGAUCGACGAACGCAAGCGCCAGUUCGAGGAGCAGAUGAGCAGCCUCCAGGGGCGUCUGGAAACGGCCGUGGCGGAGCGAGUCAAGCAGACCAACAACCGCGACUACUGGAAGCGGAAGCGCUCCAGCAUCCAAGAGGACGUCGCGGCGAGCGAGCAAGAGGAGGCGACUCUCGAAGAGGAUCACCGCUCCCUGGAGGAGAAGGCCAAGGAGUACUGCGACGAGGUGGAGACGCGGCGCACGAUGGCCGAGAUCGAGGCGGAGAAGAAGCAGCUGCAGCUGCUCAAGAAGAAGGCGGCGUCCGAGGCGGGCGUGAGUCUGGAGCAGGCGGCGGAGGAGCUGCAGAAGCGCAAGCGUGCACUCAGCGAGGCGCAGGAGGAGGUGGCGAGCAUGAACGAGGCGGAGCGGCGGCUGCGACACUCACUCGAAGUGCGCUAUGCAAAGUGGAGCUUCUUCCGGCGCUCCAUCGCGGUGCGGGCCAAGAGCAACUUUGCGAAGAAUCUGUCGAUGCGCGGCUACGAGGGCACGCUCAAGUUCAAUCACAAGGCGGAAAAGCUGUCGCUGGUGGUGAUCACGCAGGAUGCGGCCUCGCGGUCGGGCGCGGCGACGCCGACGCAGCCGCAGGCACCGCAGCAUUCCAACAAGGGCAUGUCUGGUGGCGAGCGCAGUUUCGCCACGGCGUGCCUGCUGCUCUCGCUGUGGCAGGCCAUGAGCUCGCCGAUUCGAUGUCUGGACGAAUUCGACAUCUUUAUGGACCAGGUCAACCGGCGCGUGGCGCUCAAUAUGAUCCUCAACGAGGCGAAGGCCACGCCGCACGUGCAGUACAUUAUGAUCACGCCGCAGGACAUGCCGGACAUGAAGGCCGAGAUGGACGGCGUACGCAUGCUGGUCGUCAACCCGCCCGAGCGUGGGCAAGGCGCCCUGGCUGGCUAG
This is a messenger RNA of Moesziomyces aphidis, 3486 nucleotides long. Lineage: Eukaryota; Fungi; Basidiomycota; Ustilaginomycetes; Ustilaginales; Ustilaginaceae. The record is from the annotation of a GenBank genome assembly.